Molecule: messenger RNA, 1641 nt
Organism: Aspergillus wentii DTO 134E9
Lineage: Eukaryota; Fungi; Ascomycota; Eurotiomycetes; Eurotiales; Aspergillaceae
Exons: 7
Coding region: 1-1641 (546 amino acids)
Molecular function (GO): protein binding
Source: RefSeq, a predicted model, not a curated record
AUGUCGCGACAUAUCUUUCGUCACUUGAAGAUGAGGGGUCUGGAGUUGCUCAUUCUGCUCCUCUCUAGCAGUUUCUCAGUUGCAGAGAGCAAGCAUGCAAACAGGCGAUCAUCAGCGGUAGUGAGCGACCUUUCCGAUGGAUUCUGUCGCAGUUGGAAAUUUGCUGCUCUCAUCGCCAACGAGACUCUUUUUAUGAACGACCUCGACGGUGGACUAUUACCAGGCGAUGGAAAUGCGUCCCACAACUACCUGGUUGAGCUUGACUUGUCCAAACAGCUGGACUUGAAUGACGGUUCAAACUACAAAAUGAGUAUCAUCGACCCUUCCGUUCCCGAGUUGAAAGACCAAGCGCUGUGGGCGAACCAAGACAACACCACCCUUUAUUCAUACGGAGGACGGGGCGCGGGCGAUGUAUCGGAGGACAAUGGCCUAUGGACAUAUAAUCCCGCUACCGAAUCAUGGAAAUUGCAACAAACAAGCAUCAAGCCAACUCGUUAUCAGGCAGGAGCUUCUGUUGAUGCGCGUGAUGUUCAAAGCGCGUUUUGGGUUGGCGGAUAUUCGGACAGUUCAACUACCCCCGCUAUAACCGAUUCUACAAGGGAUUAUUCACCCAAUAUGCUGCAGUUUAACACCACGACUGGAGAGCUCGGUCAGCUCGACGCUCCGUUUGCGCCGGUGCAGAACGGAGGGUUGGUUUACAUCCCCGCGGGGAAAUCGGGUAUAUUGGUAUUCAUGGGUGGUGAGACGCCAUCUAUAGCCAAUGGAAUAAAUGCCACUCUCACCCCGAAUACCUGGGACCAUGUACAAGUGUAUGACAUUGCCGAAAACAAAUGGUACAACCAAACAACGACAGGAACAACCGCAGAACGAAGAAGCGAGUUCUGCGCGACUGUUCACCAAGAUCCCUCGUCGUCAUCCUAUCAAAUAUAUGUCGUGGGAGGAUAUGACUGGGAAUCAGAAAAGCUGAUUACAGAAGUAUCAUACCUGUCCAUUCCGUCAUUUAAAUGGUACCAAGCAGGCGGUCUUGAUAAGGGCAGGAUGUCGCUCACUUGCCAAGCGUACGGUCGACAAAUAUUCGGAGUUGGUGGACGAUUGGCACUGGCCAAUGGUCAAGGCGCAGGAUGCUACACAAUGCCGGCCUUUAUCUACGACGCUCAGUCAGAGGUGACACGGACAUCCUUCAAUCCAGGACUAUCAGGGUACAGCAUCCCCUCCUCAACGAAAGACGAUAUAGAGAAAUCCUCGUAUCCAUCCACCUGGGCAGCAGACGGGCUGAAGGACAUAUUCAUCAAGAGCAGCACCAACUCAUCCACAACCGACACAGCCUCGUCAUCGUCAGGAUCAAACCAAAGUAAAUCUUCUCAGACCGGAGCCAUCGUAGGCGGAGUCGUCGGAGGUGUUGUCGGCGCAGCCAUUAUCGUGGCGCUGGGAUUCUUCAUCCGCAGGCGCAGACAGCCGCAGAACCCGUCGUACGGCAAACAAGACGAGGAUGAAAGAUGGAACAAGCCAGAACUUCCCACCAAGGGGGUGGAAGUCAAUGAAAUAUCUGCCAGAGAAGUUCCAAAGCCCGAACUUCCGACGCAUGAGCGUGAAUUGAAUGAGAUGCCUGCAGGGGAGACCAGGGCUGAGCUAUUGGCUUGA